Neurospora tetraspora is the source of this 555-nucleotide messenger RNA. RefSeq lists its product as uncharacterized. NCBI's taxonomy places the organism in Eukaryota, Fungi, Ascomycota, Sordariomycetes, Sordariales, Sordariaceae. The transcript is spliced from 2 exons. The record is from RefSeq and is a predicted model, not a curated record. The coding region runs from base 1 to 555 and encodes 184 amino acids.
AUGACUAACUCUGCUACGUAUCCCCUCUCCGGAUUUUCGAUGUUCGCCAUUCGGCUAAUCGUCUGUCUCUCUCUAGGUUUGAUCGCAGCAAUCGUCCACAUCGAAGUUGCGAUUUGGGCCAUCGCGACAACGAUUGUGAAGCUUUUCGACGCGAUUGCUGCUGAUCUUGCCCAUGUCCGACAAGAAGCGUCGACUUUUGGUGCGUCUGUUCUCGAAGAGAAGCAGUGCCCGAAACGAGACAACACCCGGAGGCGCAAGAAGGUGCACUUCGCUGAAGGGACAAAACCCCCGAUGCCGGACACUCGUCCGGAGGUGGUGGACAAGGUUACUGAGUGGAGGGCCUUUAGGUUGGAAGCUCUCAGCCAAACCCGCCAUCUGCUGGACACUGGCCGCACCCUCCACGCUCGCGCUCAAGCGUUCCGUCUCUCUGAGGCGAACAGGCGGGCCGAGUUGGGGGGGAAAGCUGGUGGAAGGCCUCGGAUGUCUAGGGAUCCGAGAAGGGUGCGUUCGGUUUCAUUCCGGGCCACUCGACUUGGUUCUUUAGAUCCUCGGUAA